UCCAUGGCUCUCCACAGCUGCCUGGGCUCCCGGGGCCCGUCUCCAGCUGCUGGCCUGGCCAGGGGGCAGGGCCUCGGUGGGAAGAGGACGAGCAGGAGCGGGGGCCAUGGUGAUAGGUGGAUGGGCCAAGCAGGCUCCAACUUGUGCCAGGGACUGGGCAAGGCUUGGAAUCUGGUGGGUGCCAAGAUAUCUUAAAACCACCUUUUCCCUCCCGUCUCCCAACUCCUCCAGGGCUGCACCACUCACAACUGAGGCGGGCACCUCUGGCAGCACAGUGCUCCCGGGCCCUUAACUUGGACUCCUCGAUUCAGAAGUGAUUCAAAAGGAAAAGUGCUACCUAAUGAAUGGCCAACACCAGUUCCUAAAUCACCUGGGUUUUCCUUAGAGUCCUCCCAACAAAGUACUGACUUGGUGUCCAACCCUCUAAGCUUACCCGAGCCAGCGAGAUGAGUGAGGCAGUUCAUUGAGUGGCUAGAACGGACAAUUUGGAGUGAGGAGACUUGGUUCUGUUCUGAGUUACUGUGUGAGCUUGGGGCAAGUCUUUUCCCCUCUCUGUGAAUUUGUUUCUGUAUCUGUAAAAUAAGGAUAAUAAGAAUCCUUACCCCUAUUUAUAGGGCACUUGGAGCUCUUUGGGUGAAGAGCACCGUAUAGGUGCAUAGUAUUAUAACAGUCAAAGUCUGGUACCAUUGUGUCCUCAGUUAGUUGUAUUGUGUGAUCGUUUUCAGACCAACUGUGCUCCCUGGCUGGAAUGGAUAAUAGGAAAGCACCCUUUAUUCCUCAAAUCCUGCUGUCCAGAGGCUGGUGAUGGUGUUUCUGAACAGUGAGGAUUAUUGCUGCUUCUUAAUAAAAGCAGGAUAAGAGCACAGCAUCAGCGUCUCAAACAUAAAUAUGGAAAUGUUAAUUUAGAAUCAAUUUUGGGAUGCUUCAGACUGUUAAGUUCUUUUAACUAGAUUUCUGUAGAGGACAUAGGAGCUCUUUAUGGGACUGUAAAUUUUAUGCAAACGGUCUCUGUGAAAUACUCGUUCCCUCAACACACUAGCUGUUCUCUCAUCGUGAGCCUUGCACAUAAUGUUUCACAAAUAUUCUGUAAAUCACUGGGAAAAGCUCAUGAUGCUGUGAAAUACGACUUUCGACAAAGGGGUCCUAACAGGCCAGUCUCCCAUCAGCACUAACAUUUGUUAUGGCUAAUAACACUUUCAAUCACAACUAUUUUGGGAAAACUGAUUUAUUUUAAACCUUGUCCUCCCUCAGAGGAGAUCCUGAAUACACUCUGCCAAGGACACAGACUCCUACAAACCACAGACUGUUAAUUCCCUAAUGAAAUGCCAACUCCUCUUAACGCCACAGAAUUGUUUCUUUAGCCAACUUUCUAGGGUGGUGGGUUUUUUGGUUUUUACAUUUUUUUAAUACACUUAACUACAGAGCAUUUCACCUUUAGGUCAUUGGUUUCCAUCCUGCCCAGGCGGUAGUGACAGAAAGUGACCAUUGGGCAGCCAUCUGGUGCCUUUUGUGAAAUGGAUUUGGAAUCUCAGUCAAGUUCCUAGUAGAAAAGUGCUAGGCACUUUACAGAUAGGAAAUAGGCAUGGACCCAAACGGACCUAAUCGAUUUAAACUAAACUGAAAGAAGCCCUGAAAUAAGUGUCCAGACAGGGGGUUGCAUUGGUUUAACUAAUUUGCUUUUAAAUUACACCUUAAAUUAAACCAAUGCAACUUUCUCACUUAGACAAGGCUUCAGUCUCAGCAAAGGGGCCAAGAACUGCAAGAGGCAAAGACUGAACACAGAAGGACACAGAUGAAGCAUGUUGACAGGGCUGCGUGGAGAGAAGCUUGCAGUAUUGCUGCCUGUGUUGUACCUCCUUUGGCUCCGAUUUAGGGUGACCAGAUGUCCCGAUUUUAUAGCGACAGUCCCGAUUUUUGGGUCUUUUUCUUAUAUAGGCUCCUAUUGCCCCCCACCCCCUGUCCUGAUUUUUCACAUUUGCUGUCUGGUCACCCUACUCCAAUUCUACAAACACCCAUGCACGUGCUUAACUUUAAGCCCCACAUUGGGACUACUCACAAUCUUAAAGUUAAACAUGUGUAUUUGCAAGAUUGGGACCUAUGUGAUUAAACCAUCUUUAGCUUCCAAGCUGUCAAUCUGCACUUUUUACCAGAACUAAUUACACCACAAAGGGGGGAGGGGGAGACAGAGAGUGCCCAAAUAUGUCAAAGAAAUUCGGCAAAAUGGGGAUCACUGUCACUGGGUCAGUUGGGGUUUUCUGUAGCUGCCCUAUUCCUUGGAUUAUUAUUUCAUUUCCCCCCUGAGUUUAUUUAAAAAUGUGCCAUUGAAAGCUCUCUGCACUCGAAGAGAAAUUAAAUAAUAAGACAUGAACUAGGACAAAAAGGUUCAAAAUGCAAAAGCUUCCCAAAUCCACAUCGUCAAGGUCCUGUGCAUCUCUGCUCUUAUUUCAUCCUACUUACCCUCUGGCAGGGCCUGGCAUGGGAUCAAGUAUCCAUCCUGGGAAGCUAGCAACAUCUGAGAUUAAGAACAUUUGCAUCGUUAAAGUGCUUUAUUCAUAUCUGGGAGGGAGACUGCUCUUGUGAAGAUGAUCUUGUGGUUCAAGCAGGAGAUCUGGAUUCUAAUCCCAGCUCUGCCACAGAUUUACCAUGUGGCCUUGGGACAGUAUUGAUCAUGACUUCCACAAAGGAGCAGGCAGCCAUCAGCAGACUGAUGGGGUUCUUGCAGGAAUGGGACAAUGCUAGCAAAGCUGCUCGAAGCCACAUGCUGGAUAAUUUCAUUAAGGCAAAUCAAGGAAAGACAGGGCCAGAGCUGGAGCUGGAAUUCUCACAGGGAGCCAGCUUGUUUCUGGCCCGCCUAACAUCAUGGCUGAGGCUGACCUACAUGUAUGGAAUAUACCUAGAUCAGCAGCUAAAGUCCAUUGGCAUCUUUCUGUCAGCUGCAAGUAGCCACAGGUAUCUUAUUGAAUUUCUGGAGGUUGGAGGUGUCCUGACUCUCCUGGAAAUACUAGGGCUGAAGCAACUGAAGGAAGAGGACAAAAGGGAGUCGAUAAAGCUGCUCCAACUCGUAGCAAACGCUGGCAGGAAGUAUAAGGAGCUCAUCUGUGAAAGUUAUGGUGUGAGAUCAAUAGCUGAGUUCUUGGCCAAUUCCAAGUCCGAAGAGACUCAAGAACAAGUGCAAAUUCUGUUGGAUUCUUUAGGCCAUGGCAAUCCCAAGUAUCAGAACCAAGUAUACAAAGGCCUGAUUGCUUUGCUGCCAUGCACAUCCCCCAAAGCCCAACAGCUGUCUCUGCAGACACUCAGAACUGUGCAGGCAAUCGUGGGAGCAGCCCAUCCCGGCAUUGUGGACGCUGUGCUGGGCGUGCUCAGCUCAAUGCACUUGGAAGUUCAGUAUGAAGCCAUUCAGCUGAUAAAGGAUCUCACGGCCUAUGAAGUCCGGCCAGUGCUGCUGAAGGGUCUGGUUGAAUUACUUAAACCACUAGGGAAAGAGACUGCUAAAGUGAAAGGCAAAGCCCCGGAAGACCCAGCCACACUCCAGCUUCCGGAGCCCUUGUCGGUGUAUAUACAGCAAGCCGCUGCAGCAAAAACCAUCGGCGUUCUAGCCAAGGACUCCACCAAACUGGCCGAAGAGAUGAUCCAGCUGAGAGUGGUGCACGGCCUUAUGUGUGCUAUGGGGAACCAGGAUCACACCACCUGCCAGAGACAGGCCAGCAUCACUCUAGAGUAUUUUGUCCGGACAUUUCCCAUUGUGGAGCAGCACGUGAGGAAGGCAACAGGAGAGACUCUGUUCCAGCUUUUUAUGAGAGAUGCCAAGACCUUGUACAUGAACAUGGAUGCAAUACAGGUUGAUAUUCUGGCAUCGAAUAAAGUGAACAUCCCAGGAAGUUUAGCAAGCCCAGAAAGGAUGCCGCCCAUGGAAGAGGAAGGAAGCACGGAAUGAAAACUUCAAACAACAGAAUGAGGUCAGCUCCUCUGCCUCGCCUCUUUCCCCUCUUCCAUGCCCUCUGCCUCCCUCUUGGGCCAUGCCCGUCUCUAGAGCCCUGCAAAUCUGCUUUAUGUCCGCAUCUUUGGACCAUUUCUGUGGAUAGCAGCGUGGAUGCAGAUACAAGUUUUGUAUCCAUGCAGGGCUCUGAUGUUAAGAGCUGGGUGGGCAGCUGUGAAAAACUGCAGCACAGAUCCUCCACCUGCCCUGGGUGGGGGGCUGGGACACUGGGCAGGGAUGCUGGGCAAGGAAGCUGUGGGGCGGAGACACAGGCCAGAGGCUGCUCGGGCCCUCCACCCAAGGCAGGUGGAGGGCCUGCCGCAGCUCCUCACAGCUACCAGCGUUGCUCUCCCUGACCUGGCUCCAGCCGGUGGGGGCGGCUCUGAGCCACAGCAAGAGCUGGGUGGGCAGCUGUGGAGAGCCACAGAGGACCCUCCACCUGCCCUAGGUGUGGAGCCAAGCAGCCCCCUGCCCAGUGUCCCGGCCACUCGCCCAGGAUCAGUGUCAAAUUGUAAUACAUUUCAAAAGAAACUGGAAGUCUUUUUGCGGAGUUUAAGAAAGUUUUUUAAAUUAUUUAGAUUUAAUUUUUUUUUUAAAUGUAAAAGGAGGGAUUUUUUUUGCUAUUUGUGUGAAACCAUCAAAUUAAGCCUAGGAAUGCUUUGGGCUCCCAUUAUGUUGGUGAGAAUAUUUUCCAGUGGGUACAUUGUCACAGAUAUUAAUCCUGCUCGUUGGUUCAACAUGUUUAUUUAGCACGAGUUACUUGCCAAUUCAAUGUUUAUAUAAUAAAGGCUUGUUGAAAAUAACUU
Molecule: messenger RNA, 4782 nt
Organism: Chrysemys picta bellii (western painted turtle)
Lineage: Eukaryota; Metazoa; Chordata; Testudines; Emydidae
Source: RefSeq, a predicted model, not a curated record